Messenger RNA from Oryza brachyantha (malo sina), 3104 nucleotides. RefSeq names its product protein SMAX1-LIKE 3-like. The transcript is spliced from 3 exons. Lineage: Eukaryota; Viridiplantae; Streptophyta; Magnoliopsida; Poales; Poaceae. Bases 241 to 2922 code for a protein of 893 amino acids. The record is from RefSeq and is a predicted model, not a curated record.
UAUCCAUCACCUGUUCAUUCAUUCAUCUCGAUCCCUAGCUAGAUCGCAGUUUCGCUAGCUCUUAGCUAAUUAAUCGUCCAUCAAACUUGGCGUGUGAUUGAUUGGGUGAUCAUUUUGGUCCUGGGAAUUAAGAUAGGUGUUUUGUUGAUUGGUUUCUUUGAUUUGAUUUGAUUGGGAGUAGCUAGCUUAAUUAGCUAGCUGAGAGAGGAGAGGAGGUAGAAGGUAGCUUGGUAGGGGAAGAUGAGGGCUGGGGGGUGCACGGUGCAGCAGGCGCUGACGGUGGAGGCGGCGGCGGUGGUGAAGCAGGCGGUGAGCCUGGCGCGGCGGCGAGGGAACGCGCAGGUGACGCCGCUGCACGUGGCGAGCGCGAUGCUGCAGGGCGGGGCGGGGGCGGCGACGGCGGGGCUCCUCCGCGCGGCGUGCCUCCGGUCGCACUCGCACCCGCUGCAGUGCAAGGCCCUGGAGCUCUGCUUCAACGUCGCGCUCAACCGCCUCCCGGCCUCCGCCGGGGCGUCGCCGCUGCUCGGCCACGGCCACGGCCACCAUGUCUACUACCCGCCGUCGCUCUCCAACGCGCUCGUCGCCGCGUUCAAGCGCGCCCAGGCGCACCAGAGGCGGGGCUCCGUCGAGACCCAGCAGCAGCCGGUGCUCGCCGUCAAGAUCGAGCUCGAGCAGCUCGUCAUCUCCAUCCUCGACGAUCCCAGCGUCAGCCGCGUCAUGCGCGAGGCCGGCUUCUCCAGCACCCAGGUCAAGGCCAACGUCGAGCAGGCCGUCUCGUCCCUCGAGGCGAGCAAGCCAUGCACCGCCACCGCUGCGGCCCAAAACCCUAACCCUAACGGCUCGGCUGCCGGUAGCUCGCCCGUUCAAGAGGCCAAACCUAGCAGGAUGCCGCUCGAUCAGGUCCGUGAGGAGGACAUCGCGGCCAUCCUGGACUGCCUGGCAAACCGGGGCAAGAAGCGGAUCAUGGUCGUCGCCGAGUGCGCGGCCGCGGCCGAGGCGGCGGCGCGGGCGGCUGUGGACAGAAUCAAGCGCGGCGAGGCGAGGCACCAGCAGCACGACGCCCUUCGAGCCGCGCAGGUGGUCACCCUCAGCGUGUCCAGGUUCCGCGGCGCGCCGAGGGAGGAGGCGGAGCGGCGGCUCGCGGAGCUCCGGUGCGUCGUCAAGGGCGCCGGCGCCGGCGGCAACGUUAACGGCCGGGCGGUGGUGCUCGCCGUGGAGGACCUCGCGUGGGCGGCCGAGUUCUGGGCUGGGCGCGUGGGAAGGAGGCCCGCCUGCGGCUACUACUACUGCGCCGUGGAGCACGCCGUGGCGGAGGUGCGAGCCCUGGCGUGCCACGGCGGCGUCUGGCUCGUCGGCCACGGCACGUACCAGACCAACAUGCGGUGCCGGGAGGGGCACCCCUCGCUGGAGAGCCUCUGGGGCCUCCAGACGCUCGCCGUCCCCGCCGGCAGCCUCGACCUCAGCCUCACCUGCGCCGACGCCGACGCCGGAGACGCCGACAGUGGUGCAAUGGCAAUGGCAGCGGUCAAUCAGCAGUCGGCGAAAGCGAGGUGUGACAGAGGCGGGAGCGGAUCGACGUCGCCUUGCCUGUCACUUUUGGACGCUGCAGGUGCCGCCUGCUGCGGCGAUUGCGCCGCAGCCAAAGCACUGCCGCAGUCAGUCUUGCCGCCGCCGACGACGACGAGCAUCCCUCCGUGGAUGCAGCACCUCCAUUGCCGCGAUCCGCAGGAGACUGCUCAUAUGAAGAAAUGGAUGUCGGCGCAUGGCGGCUCGCCGUCGCGCAGGACGGCUCUGAACAUCUCCACGGUGGUGUCGCCGUGCUCCUCCGUGUCAUCCUACGAGCAGUACUACCCGUUGCACCAGCCCUACCAGCCAUGGCUCGUCGCGGACGACGAUGAUGCCCAAGAGGCGAAGCAGCACCCUUGGAAAUCCAGGUGCAGGGGCGACGUCGUGGCCGUGGGCGGCGCCGACGAUGGCGGCAAGCUUCUUCUUCUUCCCGCCGUCAAGGUCAAGUCCCACGACUCGAGCGCCUCCAAUGGCUCCGUGGAGGUGGAGUGCCGGUCCAGGUUCAAGGAGGUCAGCGCCGAGAACCUCAAGGUGCUGUGCGGCGCGCUGGAGAAGGAGGUGCCGUGGCAGAAGGAGAUCGUGCCGGAGAUCGCCAGCACGGUUCUCCGGUGCCGGUCGGGCAUGGCGAAGAGAUCGCGUGUCAAUGACGCCUCGUCGAAGACAUCGGCGAGCUCCAAGGAGCACACGUGGAUGCUCUUCCUCGGCGGCGACAUGGAUGGCAAGGUGAGGGUGGCGAGGGAGCUGGCGAGCCUCGUCUUCGGCUCACCGAAGAGCUUCGUGUCCAUCGGCGCCGCGUCGUCGUCGCCGGCACGGUCGGACAACUCAACCGAGCAGCUGCACCGGAGCAAGCGGCCAAGGCCAGAGACGACGACGAGCGGGCGGGACAAUGACCACCUCGAGGCGCUCUACGACGCCGUGCGCGACAACCCGCGGCGCGUCAUUCUCAUCGAGCACGUCGACAAGGCCGACCGGCGCUGCCAGACGGGCAUAAGGGAGGCCAUCGAAAGCGGCGUGGUGCGGAGCCGCCGCGACGGCGGAGAGGAUGCCGUCCUCGGAGACGCCAUCGUCGUCCUCAGCUGCGAGAGCUUGAGCUCAAGCUCGACGACGGCGUCCUCCCCGCCGGCGAUGAUCAAGAAGGCCAAGACAGACAGCAGCACUAGCGGGGAGGAGCUCAACGUGGAUGACGAUCACCAGCGCAAGGCGGCCGCGUCGUCGUCGUCGUCCUGCUUCGAUCUGAACAUGAGCGUGGAGGACGACGAGGCGGCGGAGGAGCGUUGCUCCGGCGAAGAAGCCGGCAAGCUGCUGCUCAAGGCAGUGGACAGGGUGCUGGUGUUCAGAUCAAUUGAGGAAUUGUGAUCAUAUCAAUAAUCUCUUUGGUGAAAUUUUCUUGGGGUGGCUCUUGAUCAUUAAUGCGCGAGAAUUUGAUCAAUGUAUGGAUUGUCAUGUAGUUUUGCUGGCGUGCAUGUUUAAUUAUUUGUAGUUCUCCUUAUAUUUUUAUUUGUUUUGUCAAUCUUUGGAGAUCAGGAGAUUGGAUGGGA